CUCUCACAGUGUGGUGCAGGUGAAUUCAUCCCACCUCCUGGUGAUCAGCAUGGCCUUGUACAGUGACUCAUCUUACGCAUACAACUACACUGGCCCUGUGGAGCUCCCUUCUGCAGAGCAGCUGUACAUCCAGGUGACCCUGCACUGUGAGAACAGCCUGGCCUACAACAUGAGCCUACAGCUGGAGUCCUGCUGGGCCACACAGACCGCAGACCCACAAGAGGAGAAGAAGGCUUUUUUCCUGAAGGGGGGCUGCCCAAACGACAGAACCUUCCGCUGGUACCUCCGGAGCAGUUCCCCUCAAAGGAAGAGGUUCUCCAUUCAGAUGUUCACCAUGUCUGACCACUCCCACAUCUACCUUCACUGCCUGAGCAGAAUAUGCAGCCAAGAUGAGAACUGCACAACAGUAACUCCCCACCACUGCAAUCUGUACACAAUGAACUGCUCUCCCAGGCAAAACCAAAAGGUGAGAAGAGAUCUACCGGACAAACUCACAGCUAUUCUUUCAGCAGGACCCAUCUCUGCAGCAAAGAGGAAACUGACAAACUGGCCUGGAGCCCAGAUCAUGCUAUCAGUGGCCGGAGGAUUGAUUGGCCUAUUUUUUCUGACAGCACUGGGUGUGCGUGCAGCACACGCUAUAACACAGCGCAACCCCAGACAUCAAUAAAGUGUGUAUACCUGCA
Messenger RNA from Anguilla anguilla (European eel), 683 nucleotides. Its product is annotated as pancreatic secretory granule membrane major glycoprotein GP2-like. Lineage: Eukaryota; Metazoa; Chordata; Actinopteri; Anguilliformes; Anguillidae. Gene Ontology annotation, cellular component: apical plasma membrane; cell surface. Gene Ontology annotation, biological process: neutrophil migration. The record is from RefSeq and is a predicted model, not a curated record. Bases 50 to 667 code for a protein of 205 amino acids. The transcript is spliced from 4 exons.